This is a messenger RNA of Centruroides sculpturatus (bark scorpion), 2670 nucleotides long. It is a transcript of the gene Ars2, whose product is annotated as serrate RNA effector molecule homolog. The record is from RefSeq and is a predicted model, not a curated record. Gene Ontology annotation, molecular function: nucleic acid binding. NCBI's taxonomy places the organism in Eukaryota, Metazoa, Arthropoda, Arachnida, Scorpiones, Buthidae. Gene Ontology annotation, biological process: mRNA processing; primary miRNA processing. Gene Ontology annotation, cellular component: nuclear body. The coding region runs from base 18 to 2276 and encodes 752 amino acids. The transcript is spliced from 16 exons.
UUAUUCAUUUCAGAGAUAUGGAACAAGGUAUAACACAACCCCCUAUGAUGACUUUUAAACAAUUUCUUGGCUCUCAAGAUGAUGCUAUUGAUGAUCAAGAAGCUGUGAAAAAGUAUAAUGAAUAUAAAUUAGAAUUUAAAAGACAACAAAUAAAUGAAUUUUUCUUGAAUCACAAGGAAGAGGAAUGGUUUAAAUCAAAAUAUCAUCCCGAAGAAUGUGGGAAAAGACGAGCUGAUCAAGUGGCCGCUUUAAAGAAAAGGCUUGAUGUGUUUUUAGAGUUAUUAGAUAAAGACACUAUUGAUGCUGUGAGCAUAGAUGUUGAGAAAUCAGAUCAAAUUGUCCAUUUGUUAGAUGCAGUUGUUAUAAAACUAGAAGGUGGUACUGAUAAUGAUCUCAGGGUUUUAGAUGAGCCUUAUGAAGAGGAAAAACCUAAAGAAAUGGAAACACUUCCUUUAAUUAAAAAGGAUGAUAAAAAAUCAAACAAAGAUGAUGAAGAGGAUGAAGAUGAAACUGAAGAAAAACCAAUAGUAAAAGAACCAGAAGAAAAGAUUGAACCUCGCCGUAAACGAUCAAGAGAUUAUAGCUAUGAUGAAAAUGAUGACAGUUCUGCUGAUUCAGAGAGUGAAUUAGAACCUGCUGCUGCUGCUGCUGAGGAGGAAUGUGAAUCUGUCGUUCUUGGAGAUGAUGCUUCAGAUGUAAAAAAAAGAAAAAAGAAAAAGAAACAUAAAGAAGAUUCACGAACAGAACAGGAAGGCAGUAUUGAAAAGGAUGAUGAUGAUGCACCUGUAGAAGAAAAACAGGAAAAUGAAGAUACUGAAAUGAAGAAGAAAGAAAAUAAUAUAUUUGAAGAAAAAGAUAACAAAAAUAUAGAAACUACAGAGCAGGAUAAAGAAGUUAUUGCUGAAGAUUCUGUUCAAAAACCUCGACCUCUUCACAAGACCUGUUCAAUAUUUUUAAGAAAUCUUGCACCUUCCAUCACUAAACAAGAAGUGGAAGCUAUGUGUAAACGAUAUUCUGGUUUUCUGAGAGUUGCAAUUGCAGAUCCACAACCAGAGAGACGGUUUUUCAGGAGAGGUUGGGUAACGUUUGAACGCACAGUCAAUAUAAAGGAAAUAUGUUGGAAUCUGAAUAAUAUCAGAUUACGUGAUUAUGAAUUAGGUGCUAUUGUUAACAGAGAUCUUAGUCGUAGGAUCAGAUCUGUUAAUGGCAUAGCUUCACAUAAACAAGUCGUAAGAUCUGACAUCAAACUUGCUGCUCGAAUUAUUCAAAAUAUGGACGAACAAAGAAAUCUCUGGACAGAUACAGAAACAAAAGAAAUGCAUGAUCAAAAUUUUGGAUUAGUAUCAAAAAAUCCUCUGUUGAAAAAUAUAACUGACUAUUUGAUUGAAGAAGCCAAUGCAGAAGAAGAAGAACUUUUAGGAAUGUCAGAACAAGAAGAAAAUAGAGAUGGAGAAGAAAGUGGAUGUACUUUGGAAAAGGAUGAAACUCUUAUAAAAGUACUUGAUCGACUUCUGUUCUACUUACGAAUUGUGCAUUCAAUUGAUUAUUAUAAUCAUAGUGAGUAUCCUAAUGAAGAUGAAAUGCCUAAUCGUUGUGGCAUCAUUCAUGCUCGUGGCUCACCACCUUCCAGCAAAGUUACACAGCAAGAAAUUAAUGAUUAUGUAAGUCAUUUUGAAGGAAAAAUUUUACCCUUUCUUCAACCACAAGUAAAGCUUAGUGAAGAAGAAGCUGUCAAACUUGGAAAAAAAGACUCUGCAAUCGAAGUAGAGAAAUUUGUUCAAGCUAACACUCAAGAAUUAGCAAAAGAUAAGUGGUUAUGUCCAUUAUCGGGAAAAAAAUUUAAAGGCCCAGAAUUUGUUCGAAAACACAUAUUUAAUAAACAUUCAGAAAAAGUGGAAGAAGUGAAAAAAGAGGUUGAAUAUUUCAACAACUAUUUGUUAGAUCCAAAAAGACCACAACUUCCUGAACAUCCUUCCAAUCGUUCUAUGGGACCUGGAUCAAAUAUUGGACGAGAUAUACAUCCAAUGAUGGGGCCAUAUCAUGGUGGAGCAGGAGGAUAUCCUCCAAUGCCACCACCUUAUGGUAGUAAUUACAGGGGACCUGGUGGACCUGGAUUUCAAGGAUAUGGUAAUCCAGGAUUUGGAGGAAGAAAUAGUUUUGAGUCAUAUUCUCGCAGUGGCUAUAGCAAAAGAAAUAGUUAUGGUCGUUGCCCUGAUCCUCGAGAAGUGAUCGCCUAUCACGAUCUGGAUAACCCACAGGACGUGGAGAUAUUUUAAUUCGUACCUUGAUUUUGUAUAUAUUGAGAUUUCGAUAGGCAUUUCUGCUAUCAUAAAUGCUACUCAAACAGCGUAUGCAGACUUGAUUAUGAAUGGGAAAAAUAUCUAAUUACUAAUUUUAAAAAGCGGCAUAAUAACAUUGAUGUUACUGUAAGAAAGGAACGUGUACUGUAAUGUGAGUAUUUGCAUCUUUCCAUUUCCAGAAGAAGUCCUCGUUCGGAGCCCCGAAAAAUCAUCACAUACAGAGACCUCGAUGCACCAGAUGAAUUUGACUUCUUAUAAAAACUUUUAGAUCAUAAAACAUAAAAGUCAUUGUGUAAUUUAAUGUAAUGUAAGACUUCACUGUCAUGUUUUUCUACAGUAAAAAUAAAAACAUUUCAUCAAAAGAAAAAAA